Messenger RNA from Lotus japonicus, 2412 nucleotides. RefSeq names its product auxin efflux carrier component 6. Gene Ontology annotation, molecular function: auxin efflux transmembrane transporter activity. Gene Ontology annotation, biological process: auxin export across the plasma membrane; auxin polar transport. The coding region runs from base 141 to 1718 and encodes 525 amino acids. The record is from RefSeq and is a predicted model, not a curated record. The transcript has 7 exons. Gene Ontology annotation, cellular component: plasma membrane; endoplasmic reticulum. Lineage: Eukaryota; Viridiplantae; Streptophyta; Magnoliopsida; Fabales; Fabaceae.
CCCCCACCCCCUUUUAUCUCUCAAGUCUCACCCACAGUGAAAACACAACACCAACAAUAAUAAUAUAAUAUACUCUUCUCUGGCCCCUUCCUACAAGGUUAGCUAUAAUCAACCACACCACUUUCUAUCUCACUCAAAAGAUGGUUACAGGAGAUGAUUUGUACAACGUGAUGUGCGCCAUGGUGCCUCUAUAUUUCGCAAUGCUGGUAGCUUACGCAUCAGUGAAAUGGUGCAAAAUGUUCACCCCACAGCAGUGCUCCGGCGUCAACCGUUUCGUGGCGGUGUUUGCGAUUCCGGUUCUCUCUUUCCAUUUCAUUUCCAUCAACAAUCCUUAUGAGAUGGACGCUAAGUUCAUCAUAGCGGACACGCUCUCCAAGCUCGUCGUGCUGUUCUUCCUCUUUCUCUGGGCUAUUUUUUUUGCUUCUGGAUCUCUCGACUGGCUUAUCACGCUCUUCUCGCUCGCAACCUUGCCCAACACGCUUGUCAUGGGGAUUCCUCUACUCCAAGCCAUGUACGGCCAAUUCACGCAAGGCCUCAUGGUGCAACUCGUUGUGCUCCAAUGCAUCAUAUGGUAUACUCUACUGUUGUUUCUAUUGGAAUACAGAGCAGCGACCCUUUUGAUCAAAACCGAGUUCCCUGGGGACACGGCGGCGUCCAUAACCAAAAUCGAGGUCGACGGCGACGUGAUUUCCCUCGACGGCCACGACGUGCCACUGCAAACGCAGUCGGAAACCGACACCCACGGCCGCAUCAGCGUGCGAAUCCGGCGAUCAAUCUCCUCAGCUCCGGACUCAACCUCAUCAAUCGGCAACGCCGUUAUCACUCCAAGGCAUUCGAAUCUCACCAACGCCGAUAUCUUCUCCAUCAACACGCCGCUGCACCUGCUCGACGGCGACCCCUCCUUUGGAUACCCGCCGGCGAGCCCGAGGUUAUCCGGAUGCGCCUCCUCCGACGCGUACUCGCUUCAGCCCACGCCGCGGGCGUCAAAUUUCAAUGAGACGGAGGUCACGGCGGGAACGCCGGUAUGGGGGAGGUCUCCGGUGGGCGGCGGGAGGGUUUCUCGGCAGAUGUCGCCGGGGAAAUGCCAAGUAGAAGAGAGACAGGGAUGCAAGGACAUUACGCAGUCAGAUAAAGAAAUUAGCUUCAGAGACAACAUCAAAGUUUCAAUGCCAGGGGAAGAAGCUGCAGACACAACUGCUCGUAACCAGAAAAUGCCACAUGCUUUUGUCAUGAUAAGGCUUAUACUUACAGUAGUGGGAAGAAAACUUUCGCGUAACCCUAAUACAUAUUCUAGUGUAUUAGGACUUGUUUGGUCUCUAAUCUCCUUCAAAUGGAACAUGGAAAUGCCUAGUCUGAUCAAAGCAUCUAUCAAAAUCAUCUCGGAUGCAAGCCUUGGAAUGGCUAUGUUUAGCUUAGGGCUUUUCAUGGCCCUUCAGCCUCGUAUCAUUGCUUGUGGUACCAAAAGAGCAGCCAUGGGAAUGGCCAUUCGUUUCGUGUGCGGGCCUCUUGUAAUGUCAGCAUCCUCCAUUGUCAUUGGAUUGAGAGGGGACAAAUUGCACACAGCAAUUGUACAGGCUGCACUUCCACAGGGGAUUGUACCAUUUGUAUUUGCAAGGGAAUAUGGGCUGCAUCCUGAUAUUUUGAGCACAGGGGUUAUCUUUGGCAUGCUAGUAUCCUUACCAAUAACUCUCCUAUAUUACAUACUUCUUGGCUUGUGAAGGAUGAGGAAAUACUUCAAAGGUGAAACAAUGAAUAGACUAGGUAUGAGAUGCAAAGUAGUAUAUUUAUUGGAAAAUCUUCUCUAGUUCCCCCAAUAACUUUGUCAGCACCGACCACCAUUAUAUAUGAUGAUUUUCCUCCGGAGAAGUUGACUUAGCUUAGGCCAACACUUUCAAAAGCUGAAAAGGGUUAUAUUGUUGUACUUGUACGUAAUUUAGAGGUGUGACAAGAUGAGACAGAUCAUAUAUCUACAUAUAUUAGUGGUAGCCGAAAGGGAAAUAAAUACUAUGAUGACCAUUAAUUAUUAAGGUUAGGAGACCUGCUUUGUUGUUGUUGGUUGGAAAAAGGUUAUGGGAACAGAUGUUGACAUAAGGGGAAAGAUGAAGUAGGAAGGCAACAUUUAGCAAAAUUUAUGCCACUCUAAAGUGAACAUCCUUUUGUCUUCAAUGCAUUGAACCAAUGAGAAUAUGGUAAUUGAUUGUAUGUGAAACAGAGGCCCUCGUUACCACAGAAUUAAGGCAUUGAAAAGCAGAUUUUGUGUAUCCUUUUAAUGAAAGAGGUGGGGAAUGAUAUGUAAACGGACGAAGAAUCUAUCCUCUAGAAACUUCACAUGAUAUUGUCAGGUUAAAUUUUUAUGUUAAACUCUUUAUGUAUUUAAAUAGAUAAGACCAAUCUGAAUAUUUAUGAAGUCAA